GCGUAAUGACUGUUUGCAGGCUGGGUUGGGGGGGGUUGGCUAUUCUGCAGAGCAGUUCUGCUGACUGCAGUAGAGAGGAACUACCUCAGUGCGUCAGCACUCUGAAAUGAAUGAAGAAAAAAACGAAUCAAUCAUAGUGACUGCAGAGAGAGAAGAGUCAACACACUUUCUAAACCUGAUCUUUUGUGUAGCUGUCCUCACAUGCGCUAGUGGCUGGAAGCACGCGCUCUGUAAGAUGUGAAGUACCCCCCAACCCCCCGGUGCUAUAAAUCAAGAUGGCCUUCCUGCUUCUCUUCCUCUUGGUCCUCUCCGAGAGCCGAGCUGACAACUUUGAUGAGGCAUACAGUGACCUGGAACACUACAGGACGAUAUACAUAUCAGAAAAUGGCCCCCGACUCUCAGUUGACACAGCACAACCCAAAGUAAUCUCACAACGUGGAGGCAACGCAACACUGCCAUGCAAGUUCAACCGGGAUCCCACGGCUGCCCCAAAUCCCAAACUGAGGAUUAAAUGGACUAAACUGACUUCUGACUAUCUUAAGGAAAUCGAUGUUUUCGUAGCUUUGGGUUUUCACAAAAAGAGCUAUGGUCAAUUCCAUGGCCGAGUGCACCUUCAGGCUGCCAGCGAGAAUGAUGCCUCACUGGUUAUCACUGAGAUCACGCUGGAGGAUUAUGGGAAAUACAAGUGUGAAGUCAUCGAUGGCUUGGAGGAUGAUACAGCAGUUGUAUCCCUUGACCUGCAAGGCAUUUUGUUUCCAUAUUUUCCUCGACUGGGUCGUUACAACCUGAACUUCCCUGAUGCCGAGAAAGCUUGCAGAGACCAGGAUGCCAUUGUGGCAUCUUUCGACCAGCUGUACGAUGCCUGGAGAGACGGGUUGGAUUGGUGCAAUGCAGGGUGGCUCAGUGACGGAUCGGUGCAAUACCCCAUCACCAAACCCAGAGAGCCGUGUGGAGGCAAAAACACCAUUCCCGGUGUGAGGAAUUAUGGGAUGCGCGACAAGCAAAAAGAAAGAUAUGAUGUCUUCUGUUUCACCUCUAACUACAAAGGACGUUUCUAUUAUUUGAUACACCCUUCCAAGCUUACAUAUAAUGAAGCAGUGCAGGCAUGUCAAAAGGAUGGUGCUCAGAUUGCCAAAGUCGGGCAGAUGUACGCAGCAUGGAAGCUGCUGGGCUACGACCGCUGCGACGCAGGCUGGCUUGCAGACGGUAGUGUACGGUACCCGAUCUCAAGACCACGCAGACGGUGCAGUCCCACAGAGGCCGCCGUACGCUUCUCUGGAUUCCCAGACAAGAAGCACAAACUCUACGGUGUCUACUGCUACAAGAGUGACAACUGAGCAUACAAAACAUACAACUCACGAACUAAAUGUAAUAAUGUAAGGCGUUAGUUCGAGUGCAUUAAAACUGUGACAAAGUCUCUAGAUACUGUAAUACAGAAGGAUUUGAGGAUAAAGAAAGUAACUGGUGUUUGUUUGAAAAAAGGAUUCUGUAGGAUUAGGCACCUCAGGCGCCCUCUUCCCGCAAAAUCAGGAAUUCACUACAAGAUGGCAACAGGACAGGAAUAGUAUUCAUAGGAUGCCACAGAAAUUAUAGCUACGUGUUUCAGGUCUGAACUAUCAUAUACAGCAGUGCUGAAGGAAGAGAUAUUUGACAGGAUUGCAGUAGAAAUUCACACUGUGCUCUUCCAUUUAGCAUGCAGUAGCUUGAGGGAUGUUCUAGAACCGAAUGACAAAAAAGCUUAAAUUCUUUCAACUGAUAUCUUUGGGCAAUUAGUUUGUCAUUGAAAAACAUCACACCAUAUAAAUAGCAUGAUGGAAAAUGUAUUUUCUGUUGAUAGGAAAACAAAUUCAAGAAAAGUGCUAAAUACCAUACAGAACAGUUAUGGCACAAUGAACGCGAUUUUUCCUUUUGCCAUCCUUACAGGGUGCUAAAUUGCAUUAUUUCUUAAAAAACAUACCUUUUUUAAUUUAGUCCAAAAACAGUUUAUGUGUGGACCAAACCAUGUUGAGUCAUACGUCGCAUUAAGAAACAAAACAUUGUUCUGUGAUUUUUUUAACUAUUGAAAUAUACAAGUUGAGUGUUUAUAAAUGUAUGUUAAUUAUCUUUUUCUUGAAACAAUGCGUUUAUAAGAUGUCUCCCCUACGUCACAAUGUAAGAGCUCCACUGUAUCGACCUUGUCACUGUCAAACAUUUUUUUGUCUCCAGGAUCAGGAAGAAAUGUGUUGUUCAUACCACAGACAUUGUAACAAAAACAUUGUGUUUCAAAAGUAAAUCAGUUGUUUUUAGUAUUUCUGUUCUUUUCCAUUUCAGACUUGAAAUUCAUCAAUUCAUGAAACCAUAAAAAACCUAUCUUCAAACAUAGCCCAUAGCAAUGGUGCCAAAUGUUAAUCCAAAUUAGUUUGCUAGAGGACCUCUGCGAAAGAAGGCACACAGCCCAGUUUCUAGCCCAUGUGAUGAGUAGUUUUAGCCUAUGCAUGUUUACCGUUUACAAAUAACAAGACUGAGGUGGUCAAAAAGAUGACAGUGCUAAUGACCAUAUUGUGUUACUUAGUAAAAGAAAAACAGCACACUUAAAUUUAUCUUCUAUUGUAGAAAAAAAUAGACCUUGCAGGUAAAGGUUUACUCAAAGUCGAAGCAAAAAAAAUAAUGGCACAACAAAAAAGUGCAUAGUUAGCAUGUUGCAUUCAGUCUUGUCUAUGGAGCAGUAGACCUUCAGAAAAUAAUGUCAAGCCAAGUCAUUUGGAAACAAACAAUUAAAACAGACUGCCAAGCUAAGACAAAAACAUCUUAAUAUUGUUUUAUUAUUGUUAUCAUUGCUAUUAGAGUGAACACGGACAGUUUAGAACUACGGUCAUGAGUUUUUGCCGCUACACUAAAUUACCAGCUCCACAAAAUAUUUCUAAAUAUUAAAGGUUUCAAAAUAAUUGCAUAUGUAUUCACAUUCAUUUCAUUUUGUUUUGACUCUGGCAACUGUACAUGUGCCUUGUUUACAAGACUUCAGAAUAAAUUUUAGAACUGGAUGAUGCUUAGAUAUGUCUUUAUAGGCAGCGUUAACAUUUUUCACCCUUGUUUUGUGUACAUAAAGUAUAAUUAAACGGAUGAUUUGACUGUAUCAAUGUAAAAAAAAAAAA
Pimephales promelas (fathead minnow) is the source of this 3131-nucleotide messenger RNA. RefSeq names its product hyaluronan and proteoglycan link protein 1b (gene hapln1b). Lineage: Eukaryota; Metazoa; Chordata; Actinopteri; Cypriniformes; Leuciscidae. Gene Ontology annotation, cellular component: synapse; perineuronal net. Gene Ontology annotation, molecular function: hyaluronic acid binding. The record is from RefSeq and is a predicted model, not a curated record. Gene Ontology annotation, biological process: glial cell differentiation; skeletal system development; central nervous system development.